AUCUCUCACUCCUUCUCCAUCCCGCCGCCCCAUUACUCCCCCCUCCCCCCUCCAUGGCUUGCGAGCUCCCCAUUUCCCAGCGAGCCGCGCCGCCCAAACCCUCUCCCGCCCCCAUCGCGGUGCUCCCCAAAGGGCUACCUCCAUCUUAUGCUGCACAAAUACCAGCGAGAUCUGGGUGGACGGGACACGGGCGAUAUCGUCAUCAACCGCCGCCCCCUGGCGCCUUGUGCGGGGUGAGGGGUGCCGCACCGCCAAGCCACGAUCCUCUCUCCUCUCUACCAUGGUGUAAGUGGUGCGGGGAGGCCCGUGCGCCGUCGACGGAGAUCUUGCCCGUAAGAUGGGCUGUGAGUUUGGACUUCGCCGUGGCCGCUGCUCAUUCCGCCACCGCGCUGCGUGCCCUCACUGCCGACUGCACCCAGUCCGCCUCUGCUGUGUCCUGCGCUGGGUCGGCAUCCCAUUACCUGCAGGACCAUGGCCCUGUGGCGCCGACGUUGUCGACCACAGCAAUGCUGACACUGCCCGGGAUGUGUACUGGGCUGAGGCUCUGUGAUACGAGUAGAUCAUCCAAGAGGGUUCGCACUUGCACAUCAGUGUUCACAAGUAUUCCCUCCAUAAAGAAAUAUAAGAGCGUUUAGAUUACUAAAGUAGUGAUCUCUCUAAAUGCUCUUGUAUUUCUUUACAGAGAGAGUACUACUAGUAUGUUUUAGGUUGUUGUUGCUGCUCCUUCGAGUUGUGAUAUUUCUGGCGUGAUCUCCAUCCAGAACCAGGAAUGUACAUUUGAAUUUCUGAUUUGAGAU
Molecule: messenger RNA, 797 nt
Organism: Triticum aestivum (bread wheat)
Lineage: Eukaryota; Viridiplantae; Streptophyta; Magnoliopsida; Poales; Poaceae
Exons: 2
Coding region: 54-635 (193 amino acids)
Source: RefSeq, a predicted model, not a curated record